Messenger RNA from Papaver somniferum (opium poppy), 615 nucleotides. Its product is annotated as histone H3.2. Gene Ontology annotation, molecular function: protein heterodimerization activity; structural constituent of chromatin; DNA binding. NCBI's taxonomy places the organism in Eukaryota, Viridiplantae, Streptophyta, Magnoliopsida, Ranunculales, Papaveraceae. The transcript has a single exon. Gene Ontology annotation, cellular component: nucleosome. Bases 82 to 492 code for a protein of 136 amino acids. The record is from RefSeq and is a predicted model, not a curated record.
CCCACAUCCGAACUCCUCACAAAACAAAAUCAAUCUCUCCAAACCCUGAUCAGAGAUCUCUGCAACUCAUCAUCUUCAGCAAUGGCUCGUACAAAGCAAACAGCAAGGAAAUCCACCGGAGGAAAAGCUCCAAGGAAGCAAUUAGCAACAAAAGCAGCUCGUAAAUCUGCACCAGCAACCGGAGGAGUAAAGAAACCUCACAGAUUCAGGCCAGGAACUGUUGCUCUUCGUGAAAUCAGAAAAUACCAAAAGAGUACUGAACUGUUGAUUCGCAAACUUCCAUUUCAGCGUUUAGUUCGUGAAAUCGCUCAAGAUUUCAAGACUGAUUUAAGGUUUCAGAGUUCAGCAGUUGCGGCAUUACAAGAAGCAGCUGAAGCUUAUCUUGUUGGUUUGUUCGAAGAUACUAAUCUCUGUGCGAUUCAUGCGAAAAGGGUUACUAUUAUGCCUAAAGAUAUUCAACUUGCUAGGAGAAUCAGAGGUGAACGUGCUUGAAAAAGAGGGGUUUAAUUUCUUUGUAAAUCUAGAUUAGGGAUGUCUUUUUUCUUUUGGUAUGUAGAACUGUCAGUGCUCUGAUUUUGACAAUCUAAUGAAAUGGAAUUUCACAGUUUCUGAAUA